AUGGCCCGGCACAGCAAGCUGCAGAAGCAGGUUCUGGCCCUGUACCGCCAGUUCCUGCGGGCCGGCCAGGACAAGCCGGGCUUCCUCCCACGCAUCCGCGACGAGUUCCGAGAGAACGCGCGCAUCAAGAAGAGCGACGUGAUGCACAUCGAGUACCUGUUCCGGCGGGGCCAGAGGCAGCUGGAGCAGAUGAAGGACGUCAACACCAAGCAGCUGGGAGCCUUCUCCAAGCCCAAGGAGCCCGGCUGA
Menidia menidia (Atlantic silverside) is the source of this 249-nucleotide messenger RNA. The record is from the annotation of a GenBank genome assembly. Lineage: Eukaryota; Metazoa; Chordata; Actinopteri; Atheriniformes; Atherinopsidae.